Messenger RNA from Brassicogethes aeneus, 4207 nucleotides. Lineage: Eukaryota; Metazoa; Arthropoda; Insecta; Coleoptera; Nitidulidae. The record is from the annotation of a GenBank genome assembly.
UCUUUCGAAAAAUGAAGCCGCACUAUCCCUACAGACUUUUUUUCACUUUAUAGUGUUAGGGUUAGGUUUGUUAUUUAACGGCCAAAGAUGUCAAUUAACGUGCACGUGAGCGGAAAUCCAGUGAAAAUACACAAAGGAAAAAUGGUGACGUCGCAGGAUUCCUACCAAUGCAAAAAGGAUUUCGAGAAGAGGCGACUAUUGAGGCUGCAGCAGGUCAGGCAGCAAUCGAAAGACAUUGCACAGGAUGUUAGGAACAAAGUUAAGAAGGAGAAACAGAAGCAAAUAGGGGAAAUCGAGAAGGAGGGCAAGGAGAAGUUGAAGAAUUGGAAGAAUAAGAAGUUGAUGGAACUGCAGAGUCAGUAUAAAGAGGCGUUGGACGAAAUUGGCAUGGGGCAUGAGGAAGCAGAAAAGGUUAAAAUUGACGAGGAAAAUUAUAGAAUUGAGAAAAUGAAGAAUGAUGUUAAAGCAAAGGAAAGAGAGCAAUAUGCAAUGUUGGAAUGUCUAGAUGAGAAAGUGGAGACAGAAGUACAGAAAAAUAAAGUUAAAGAAAUUAAAAAGGCAGUUAGGGAAAAAGAAAAUCUAAGGUCACAAGAAGUUAUAACAAAAACCAAAAGAACGCCACAUAAAACAAUAUCACCAAAAAAAUCAAAACCUUUGGCCAACAUCAAUAUUUCUGUGCCUGACAAUUCCCAGUGUAGCAAUUCAGAAAACGAGGAAAAUUUCGACCGCCUUAGUUUGAUUUCUGAAGAACCAUCCGAGAUAGAAAUUGAAAGUUCUUGUAGUUGUGCUGAUUCACCCACUGACUUCGCAAACAAUCAAGAAAACUGUACAGCGCCUAAAAGACCACUGGACUCUAUAAGGGAAGCAGGAUCUUCUGAAGUUGCAACCGGAUCAAGUAAAGCAUUGGAAAUUCGAGAAAAAGCCGUUCAAACGUCAAAGCAGAAGUUGGAUUCAUUAAGGAAAGAUACAAGAAUUUCCGAUAGGAUAAAACGCAGGGAAGUGUUGGUAACAGAGCCCGAUUACUGCGAAGAAGCAGCAGAAAUCAAUCCCAACACUGUGCUGAAAAGCAACACCAAACUAAGAGAUGCAAUAUACUCGCGACCGCAUACAAACAAGGUUUGCGAUUGCGGUGAUGCCACGCUCUACACGCAUUGCAAUUGUUGCUGCAGCAGACCGAUAGUGAUUGAAAAGUGUUCCUGCAAAUGCAAAUCGAAAGAUGCCGCAGAAAGUCCGAAAAAGAGAAGCGCAGGGAUAAUCCCGGAGAAACCCACCAUAAGACUGAAAGAAAAGUUCGGCUCGCAAACCGCCACUUCGUUGGAUUCAAACAAAGUGAGUUACUACGAGCACAAGAACAAAUUCGACGGCAAAACUCAGUCGGGGAGUGUCGUCGAAAAAAUAUCCUGCAGCGAUUUGGAAGUGGAGAAUUUACCCAGCGACAAAGAAUACUACGAUAAAAUGAAGCAGCGGGAUCAAGAGGCGAUAUCGAGAGCCAAAAAGGCGCUGGAAAAGAAGAAAAUACAGCGCGAUUAUAAAGAGAUAAUGCAGAAGUUGCCGUUGCUGCAGAAGCAAGAGAAACUGGCAAAGUUGAACACCGACAGGCCGGAGUACCACAUGAACGAAGAAAGGCGUCAAGAAUUGGAGCGAAAAAAGCAGAACCAACUGGACAACGCUUACACCAAUUUAUUCCCGAACUUGCAGCCCAAAAUCGUGACCUUACCGUCGAGAAGCGAUCCCGAGACUCAAAGGUCGGGCCGGGAUUCCCCGGACGCGAAAAACAUCGCCACCUGGGACGUGGACUACAAACAACCGAAACUGUUCACGGCCAACGAAGUGCAAGACAUAGUUUCCGCUUUUUCCGAACCCACGCACCAAGACCGAAAAAGCAAGUUCAAAGAGCUGCUCAAGAAUCUUAAAACGCAGAAAAAGCAGCUCCUGGCCGAGGUGAAAAAGAUGCCCAAAGACGACAGCGUCGUGAAAAUGCUGAGGGAGUUGAACGAGUUCGACGAGUCCACGUCGGACGAGAGGCCGGGGAAACCCCGGAGGCGCACGAAAAGCAGGGGCGACAAAAAGAGCCAACGCGACGAGCUGUCCACCGUAUCGGAAGGAAGCGAGUACGACAGACCGAAAUCGGCGGAUCUGGAGCGCAGAAGAACUCCGACGAAGAAACGCGUCAAAUCGAGACCGACGGUUCUGAUAAAGCAGAACAUGAGCACGCAAACCACCCCCAAAUCGACCAAAGAACAAGAAGUGUUGGUGCAAGACACUUCCGUUCAAAAGAGCUCGAUCAAAACGGACACCAAGAGCUCCGGUGAUGAGCCCAGAACGAAGAAGGUUAAAACCACGUUGUGCGAAAAGAAACACACCGAAUGCGACUGCCUUGAAAACGACGACGGCAAGUUCGAAAUAGUGAUACAAAUAAACGACGAAAAACCCGUCGUGACCGUAAAAGAACGUGGAAAAUUCACCGAAGCCACCAUAAGUAAACCACCAUCGAAAACAGACGAUAAGACUGAAAAAACAUCCCUUAAGACUGAUAAAUCAUCCGAAGUACCAAAGUCCAAAGACAGAAGCAAAAUUUCCAGCAACAAAUCUAGAUCGUGGAAGGAACAGUUCAGCAGAAAUUCCACCACGUCCACGUCAUACUUCAGCCCGCCGGAUUUCUCCCCCGGCACGACGGCGUCUUUCUACAACCCCUACAAAAGAUGCGCAGCCAAGAACACCAGCAACGAAACAACGGAAGAAUUGCGACCGCAAAAUCCGCAGCUGUUCAAUCUCGUGGCGAAGCUCUUGGACAUGUCCAAGUCGAGCAUAGACAAUCUGCCGGCCACGUCGAGCACCAUAACGACGCCGAACCAAAGCGUGGUGGAAAUCGAGAGCAACAUACCGCACAACCCGCUCCACGACGUCCUGAAGUUUAUCGCCGAACAUUUAAACGACCAGAAGCAACAACAGCAAUCGCAAGAUGAGACCACCUUGAACAUGAGCUGCGAUGUUGCCAUAUGCCCCGGCAGCAGGGUCCCGCAGGAUGUGGGCAAGAAGGAAGAUUACGCGAAGCAAUACGCCCUCAUAACGGACAACGCCAGCAAAAAAAUCGAACAUCUGGCGGCCAAAAUACAACAACUGCGCGAAGAAAAGAGCAAGAUCAUAGAGAAAUCCGUCGAAGUGGAUGGCAAAGAUAACUCCACCGCAUACCUGGAUUACAAACUUCAAUCGUCGAACGGCACGGAUUCAUCUUUAAGUGUGAGCGAUGAAGAACUGUACAAACGCUUCCUGGGGGUCGACGUCGACCUAGCAAACAGAUUAAGAAAACAUCCGUCCGCGGAAAAAAUCGCGGACAAUGAAGAUGACGCCUUAAUGAACAGGCUGCAGAAGUUAAUUAAAGAGCCUGCGGCGCCCCCGGAAGAUAAGGCGGUUAAUUUCGUCCCGCUGCUCGCCGAUAUACCGAAAUUGCCGAAAUUCGGGUCCACUGAGGAAGCGCCCGUUGAAAAUGGCCGAAGAAAACCGCCCCCGUCAAAAGGUCUGAGCGUAGCAAGGAGAUUUAACGAGGAAAUAUCCACGAUACCCCACGAGUUGUCGGCCAUACCGGAAGCCGAACGGGAAAGCCAUGUUUCCUCGAAAGCGGACAUCUCCAGACAUUCCGUAAAAAGUAGGAACACUUCUGCGGAGGAAAUAGUCGUCCAGGACGAAUUCAAAAAGUGCAAAACCCUGCUGACAUCGGAUUCCAGCGAGGACGUGGAGACUUUGGAGCAAAUGCUCAAAAGCAUAGGCAUGGAGUGGGCCAUUCCGACCCUGCAGAAGACCAAGAAGGCUUUGGAACUGACUUCGAGCAGCACCGAGGACUCAGGUAAACUUCACUCAACCAACGACACCACGCUACUCAAAUACCUCAAACAACAACUGAUGAGUAAAAUCUCGUCCAGCACUUUAUUGGGCAACUCCACUCCACACAGCUUAUUGGGGGAUUUUUCAGAUGUUUCCGUCAUACAGAGCGUUUCCUUGGUGAAAGAUAAAAAUACUCACAGGACUUCGACGCCGGUGCAGAGCGCCAGUAAGUCCAGGGAGUCCCUGAAAGAGGCUUUCUACGGAGAAUCAGAUCUGUCCACUGUGAGGCAUUCUUCACAGACUUCAUUUCAUUCCACGCGGUCCAAGUAAUUAACAUUUAAUGUAUAGAUUAUUUAAAUUGUGGUAUUAAAUUUUUAUAGAUAAA